UGUGUAUAUAAAUUGGAGACAUAGUGAGUAUAGAUCAAAUCGUCGAUGAUGGAGGAGUCCACGUUUCUGCUUACCGUGCGGAUGGUUGCUGCUCUGUGUUGCGUUUACCCAGCACUGAGUGACAUCAAGCAGUUUAUCUGGAUCCAGAAUCAUGCAUAUAAUGAUGUUGACGUUUUCGGCAAUGUCAUAUCUUUUAUGAGUGAAGUCGAAACAGCACUGGACUGUUCGAGGGAAUGCAGACAAAACCCAGACUGUCUGUCAUUUUCUUGCAACGCUGAUCUCACUUGCCGUCUGCACUCUGUGAGACUUGCAUAUAACGUCAGUGCUCUCCCUUCACCAGGAUCGCGCCACUACUACCGUUUUGCAGGCGACUGCCCAAUUAAAGACGGGUACGAACUGUUUCAAGAUCUCAACUUGUGCAUCAAGGUCAAUCUGCCACAUCAAACAUGGCACCAGUCACGUGACCUUUGCAACCAAUCGGGCUCCAGGUUGAUUGUCUUGGACACGGAAGAGAAACAUACGGCUGUCAGGGAAUACAUCGACUCUAAUUUCGAUGAGUCGAGGUAUUGGAUUGGCAUGACUGAUGAAAUAAACGAAGGCGUGUUUGUUUGGGAGAACGGAAACAACGUCAGCUUCUCAACAUGGAAGCUCGGCAAUCCGAACAAUGUGUAA
Gigantopelta aegis is the source of this 672-nucleotide messenger RNA. RefSeq names its product macrophage mannose receptor 1-like. The coding region runs from base 46 to 672 and encodes 208 amino acids. The record is from RefSeq and is a predicted model, not a curated record. NCBI's taxonomy places the organism in Eukaryota, Metazoa, Mollusca, Gastropoda, Neomphalida, Peltospiridae. The transcript is spliced from 5 exons.